GAUUUUUGUGAAGAAAAAGUGUGCUAUUUAUAGGUGUUUUUCAACACCUUUGGCCGGGUACCCGACCGGGUCAAGUACUCACCCGACCGGGUCCAUGUCAAAAUCAAAUAUCCUCCACGUUCUGGCGAUCUUCAGCAUGUUAAAGUGUCCGGGUCAAGUCAGACCCGACCGGGUGGGGUAGGGGACCCGACCGGGUGAGUGCAAAAAUUGGAUAUUCUUCACGUUCGGGUGAUCUUUGCACACCGGGUUGUCCCCGGUCACUUCUCACCCGACUGGGUGAGGUAGUGGGCCCGACCGGGCCAUGCACUUUCUUUGCAUUUUCGUUUUUCACUUCUUACCCGACCGGGUCAAGUAUUAUACCCGGUCGGGUGUUUGCUCCUGGGCAGCCAAAUCUUCUUUUUCUUUACUUCAAAGUCUCCCUUUCCAAAACCACAAAUCCUAACUAAACUUUACAACUGACAAAUAAAGACUAAGAUACAAUUACAACUGAAAUCACAUAAAUGUUUAAAAACUAAAUAAAACGUCAAACAAUUAACAUAAAUCAAACAUAAAAACAUGUAAUUAUGCACUACUAAUUAGUGUGCAUCAAACACCCCCACACUUAAACCUUUACUCGUCUCGAGUAAAUCAAAUCAAAUCCAAGAAGUCCUAAAUGACAAGAGUAGCAGCACCAACAUCCACAAGUGUUUAUAACAAAUACAUAAAGUAUCUCCAAAACAAAAAGAGUAAAGAUGGGUCUUCAAUUUCAAUCCGAACUCUCAAUAGUAAUCGCCCUCAGGAUCCUGCAAAAUCAAAAGAAAUAACUUUCUCUCAUUCUCUCAUUUUGCCUAGGUGCCCUUUGAGGUUUUCAACCCAGCUUCCCACAUUUUUUUUAAUUUUUCUCAAAUCUCACAAACUCACUCUUAUUUUUGCUUUAUUUUUGCUUAAGCUGCCCUUUGUGGGUUUUCAACUCAACAAGCUUUCGUUUUUUUUUUGAGAUAACAAGAAUAAAGAGUGUGAAUGUGAACAUACCGGGAAGAUCUCUUCACCCCCACACUUAGGAUCUGAAACUGUCCCUAGUGUCCGCCUAGACCUCCACCUUGGUGUCCGUCCUCAUCCAUGUGAUCCCCGCCAUAACCACCAUCGUAGCCUCCACCACCGGAGCUCGAUCCUCCAAAGAAAUCCCACUGAGAGGGGUCAUACCAUGAUGGUGCAGGAGGUGGAGUGGUCAUAGAGGAAAAGGAGCCCUGGUGUGCUAUAUAUGAGUAUAUCGGACCAAAGGUUCUACGCUGAUCCUCCUCAGAUCUCCGUCUGUCUUCC
This is a messenger RNA of Cuscuta europaea, 1299 nucleotides long. NCBI's taxonomy places the organism in Eukaryota, Viridiplantae, Streptophyta, Magnoliopsida, Solanales, Convolvulaceae. The record is from the annotation of a GenBank genome assembly.